GAUGAGCGGCUUUAGCGGUCGCCUAGCAAUACAUCCCGUCACUUCCUUGGCAACGAAGAGUGCGUCUCAGUCGAGGACAACGACCGAGGAACACAUUCUUGACGGACGAUUCCAAUGGACACACGUACAUAUACAGAUUCUGAACCUGCACAACCUUUUCUCAGUGAUGUAACAGAAAAACUCUCUGAACCUGACCAAAUUUUCCCCAAUGAUGUAAUAGAAAACCCACCUGAACCUGGGCAACCUUUCCUCAAUGAAGUAACAGAGAACCCACCAGAACCUGAGCAACCUUUCCUCAAUGAUGUAACAGAGAACCCACCUGAACCUGGGCAACCCUUCCUCAAUGAUAUAACAGAGAACUUACCUGAACCUGGGCAACCUUUCCUCAAUGAUAUAACAGAGAACUUACCUGAACCUGGGCAACCUUUCCUCAAUGAUAUAACAGAGAACUUACCUGAACCUGGGCAACCUUUCCUCAAUGAUAUAACAGAGAACCUACCUGAACCUGGGCAACCUGACCUCAAUGAUGUAACAGAGAACCUACCUGAACCUUUUCACCUGCCUUCUGAGUUACAGACAUGUCCUCCUCUGGAUUUUUUACAUCUUUGUGUAUUUCCAACACUACUCCCAGGCCUUGAGGCUUUGCUACGAGAAGCACAAAAUCAACAAUGCUUCAAAAAGAGAAGAACAAGGUUCAACGCCCGUGAUUUUUUAACUGAAUGGCUUUACAAUAAAAAUCCUAGACGUUUUAAUGCAGCAUUUAUAAACUUUGAAGAAAUUCCUUUUGUGAAAUCCUGGCUGCUAAUACACCCCCGUCCCCCUAUUCCCUUGUCGUUGUUGCUGUCGGAUGAUUCUGCUGCAACUCUUAUUCAGGCUUUCUGGAGGGGGUAUAAGGUACGUUGUGACCCAGAAGUGCAGGAGUUAAGACAAUGGCAAAAAGAGCUUCGAGAUGACAGUUGCAACAUCAAGGAAAGAAUAAAAGAAUUUUGGGCCAUGCAGGAGUUAAAAGUUGAGAAAGAAGUUGGUAAAGCGAUAGAAGAUUCUGAAGACCUGGGGGAGCCGAACAGAUCUGGUGUGUCCAUUAGAGUCCUGUCACCCACACCACAGAAUACACUUAUAUUAUAGAAUCCAGGGACUUCCAUUUGACAAUACUCUUUCCACAAUUGUGCACUCCAGGAUGUGUAGGUGCUGGGGCUUCCAGCAGUGUUUGUUUUUUUUACCAUUUACAACUAUUAAUCUCAGGUGUGCAAGGCAUUGUACGACCUGCUCCUGUAUUCUGCAAUUUUAAAUAAUGCCUCAUCUAUACUAGGGCUUUUUAAAAUAGCCUGAAAUACUUGUUACGGGUAGCAAUGGCAUUGCUUAACUACCACUGAAGCACAAAUUGUACUUCGAACGCACAGUAUUUUUGUCGUUAAAUCAGUAUCAUGUCAGAUCACAAUUAUACCUAGUGCAAACCGUUCCAGAGUUCAUUUGCUAGUGUGUCGAGACCUAAAGGGUUUUGGUCUGGUUGUUUUAGUCCACAGCAGAGUUCAAAUGUCAUGUUUACAUCUACCGUAAUGAAUUGGACUGCGGGGGAAAUUACUCCAGGGUUCGAAAAAACUGGUCCAAAUGAAAUACAUGUGAAAACAACUUUAAAUGCAAAAUUCAUUAAACAUGAUUUUGGGCUUUGUACUUGCAAAAUAUCUUGACUUUUUUAAUGUAAUAUAAUGGUUCUAUAGGAAAUAUGAAGAACAUUCUGCCCAUAAUCAAACAUCUUCCUGUUUUUUUAUGAUGUUACAACAGCUUGCAUUUUACAACACAAAUCCCAUAUUUACUGUGUAAAUGAAAAAGAAUGAGUCUCCAUCUUUACUUGGCUGACAGUAACAAAGCCUGUGCACCUGACAUGUGUUUUUUAGACAUUUUGCUAAAUGACCAGUGUACAACUCAAAUUUAAAAUAAACUUUUUCUUUUAAACAAUAAACAUUGUUUAAAU
Erpetoichthys calabaricus (reedfish) is the source of this 1972-nucleotide messenger RNA. It is a transcript of the gene iqck, whose product is annotated as IQ motif containing K. The record is from RefSeq and is a predicted model, not a curated record. Lineage: Eukaryota; Metazoa; Chordata; Cladistia; Polypteriformes; Polypteridae. The transcript has 8 exons. Gene Ontology annotation, molecular function: protein binding. Bases 115 to 1125 code for a protein of 336 amino acids.